AUGUCUGCCGAUACAUCAGAUCUCACAAAGGUCGACUCUGCCAUCGCUGUCGAUGAUGCCACGCACAAGGAUGCCGUCAAGGAGACUAAGCGAAGAACAACAUCCAGUGCUCCUGGUGUGAUGAACAUCAACGAUCUUGAGAAGGAGGGAGUCAAGAUCGCCGUCGCUGCGGAGACGCAGAAGACCGGAUGGAAACUCAACACCUCACCUUCUACGGUCGAAGAUCCCUCGAUCCUGAAGAAGCAGCUCACUACGCCUCCCGUCAAAAAGAUCGACCUCCACUUUCCCUUGGGUCUCGAGGUCACUGCAAGGAACCUGAAAGGUGUCACGAUAAAGGAUGCACUCGAUGCCAUUCACAAGCAGUUCAAGAAGAAGGCUGAUGAUGAGAUGGAAGAACCAUACCUCAAAGGCUUCGAAUGGGACCCGGAGGAGUCAUGGACGAGACUCAAGGUCCACACUCAGAAAGAAGGCCUGCCAGUCGGCAAGAAAUCCAAGAAGAAGGGUGGCGAUGAGUAA
Molecule: messenger RNA, 516 nt
Organism: Fonsecaea nubica
Lineage: Eukaryota; Fungi; Ascomycota; Eurotiomycetes; Chaetothyriales; Herpotrichiellaceae
Exons: 4
Coding region: 1-516 (171 amino acids)
Source: RefSeq, a predicted model, not a curated record